Vigna unguiculata (cowpea) is the source of this 2620-nucleotide messenger RNA. RefSeq names its product trihelix transcription factor GT-2-like. NCBI's taxonomy places the organism in Eukaryota, Viridiplantae, Streptophyta, Magnoliopsida, Fabales, Fabaceae. The record is from RefSeq and is a predicted model, not a curated record.
UGCGCACAAUAAAACCCCUGAGAGACUAUACUAUUCCCUUUGUUUUCUGAUAUAUUCCCUUUUUUUUUCUCAAGCUGUAAUUGCUUAGCUAGCUAGCUAGGUAGGGACAUCUCUCUCUAUCUCUCUCUCUCUCUAUGCAGCUUGGAGACAACACAGCCAUGGAAACCUCCUCCGGUGAGGCUGUGGCGGCGCAUGACGGUGGCGAGGUGAUUAUGAUGGAUGCAACUUCCGGUGAAGAGAAGGGAAAAGAGGGUGGCUUAGAAGAAGAAGAAGGUGACAAGAUCAACAGCUCAUGUGCUGGGAACAGAUGGCCCCGCCAAGAAACUUUGGCUCUCUUGAAGAUAAGGUCGGAUAUGGAUGCUGUAUUUCGUGAUUCAAGUCUUAAGGGUCCACUUUGGGAAGAAGUUGCAAGGAAACUAGCAGAACUGGGUUACCACCGAAGCGCGAAGAAAUGUAAGGAGAAAUUCGAGAAUGUGUACAAGUACCACAAAAGAACCAAAGAGAGUAGAAGCGGGAAACAAGAGGGUAAAACCUACAAAUUUUUUGAUCAAUUACAAGCCCUUGAGAACCAAUUCAUUGUCUCUUACCCGUUAAAACCACAACCCACUUUGGCAACAACAAACACGGUUGCAUUAUUACCUCCCCCAACAAGGCCUAGUGAUACAACAACAAUCUCUUAUGUCACCGCCACUGUUCCCUCCACAAACCCUACAGCAAUAUCUCCAUCACCACCUCCACCACCACCACCACCAACCAAUGCCACCACGACAACCACCAUCACUUCUCCAACAGUGCAAACCAACCCUAGAAACCCUCCACAACCCAACAACAAUAACCAUGACAUCCCUUACACUUUGCCUAACAUGAACAACCUCUUCUCCACCACUUCAACCUCUUCUUCCACCGCCUCUGAUGAAGACUUGGAAGAGAAGUACCGGAAGAAGAGAAAGUGGAAGGACUACUUCAGGAGGCUCACAAGGCAGGUUUUGGCCAAGCAAGAGGAAAUGCAAAAGAGGUUCCUGGAAGCCAUAGACAAAAGGGAGAGAGAACACGUGGCACAGCAAGAGGCUUGGAGGAUCCAAGAAAUGGCAAGGAUCAACAGAGAACACGAACUUCUUGUCCAAGAAAGAUCAACCGCAGCAGCCAAAAAUGCAGCGGUUAUUGCCUUUUUGCAACAGUUAUCUGGUCAGAACCAGAACCCCUCAACACAAGCCGGUGCCAAUUUUCUUCAAACACCGCCGCCUUCACAACCACCACCUCCACCCCAAGUAUCACAACUAAAACCACCAUCCCAACAAGCACCAUUGGUGAUGUCAAAUAAUAACAACAUCGAAAUUCAGAAAAUGAAUAAUGGUCACAGUGCAGUUGCUGCUACUCCUACAACUGCUGCUACUGCUAUUUGCGUUGUUGCUACGACUCCCACUUCAUUGAACUCCUUAUCUUCUUCUAGGUGGCCAAAAGCUGAAGUUCUUGCUUUGAUAAGGUUGAGGACGAGUCUUGAAACCAAGUACCAAGAAAAUGGACCAAAGGCUCCACUAUGGGAGGACAUAUCAGCAGGAAUGUUGAGGCUCGGGUACAACAGGAGUGCGAAGAGAUGCAAAGAGAAGUGGGAGAACAUCAACAAGUACUUCAAGAAGGUGAAGGAAAGCAACAAGCACAGGCGCGAGAAUAGUAAGACAUGUCCGUAUUUUCACGAACUGGAUGCCAUAUACAGAGAAAAGAGCAAAAGUCAGAACCCCUUUGGCGCUUCAUUCCUGAACAUGAAGGCACAUGAGAUGAUGGAGCCCUUGAUGGUGCAACCGGAGCAGCAGUGGCGACCUCCGUCCCAAUACGAGCAAGGUGCAGCGAAGGAGAACAGUGAGAGUGAAUACGAAAGAAAAGAGAGAGAGGAGGAAGAGGAAGAGGAUGAUGAAGAAGAAGUAGAAGAGGAUGAGAAUGAAGAGGGGGAUCUGGAGAGUGUGGAAGAUGAAGGAGGGAACCGUUAUGAGAUUGCGACAAAUAAACUUUCUUCGGUGGACACAGUUGAAUGAGACAAGAUAAGGAAGUUUCUGAUUGGAUGGAGAGUUUAAUUUUAAUUUAUAAUUUGAAUUUGAAUUAAAUUUAUUUGGGGGUUUUAAUUAUUUAAUUUGAUUUAAUUUGAAAUUUCCAAUUCGGGGUUAGGAAAUGUCAGUGAGAGGUUUUCAUAGCAGAUAGACACUAAAGGGUAUGGCACAAACACCUGCACUAUAAAAUUCAAUUCUUUAAUAAUGAGGCAUCUAAAAGCAUGGUGGUGCACAAGGUACCUAUCUGACACACUUUCUGAUGAUGGGCCAGCUUAAAAGCAGAUGAUUGGAGUUGUGGGUCACAUUCCGGCCGCCAUGAACUGGGAUCAGAGUAAAGAUCGUUAACAACAGUUCACAUGGGCCAGCAAAGCAGAAGAAGUUGUAGUGGGUGUACAUGUUUUAGCGCUCUUUAAUUUAUAAUGUGUAAAGUGUAAAUUGAAGAUGACAGACAAACAGAGAGAAUAUGAGGUCCCAUGUAUAACAGUUUAAUAAGAUAAAAGAAAAACUCACAUGCAACUCUUGUAAUUUUCCUUUACUUUCAUUUUAUAUCACGGAACCACUCUGUACUUCUACUUUCA